AUGAACGCGGCCGGCUUCCCCUUCUUGCGCGGCAUGUGCACGCUGCCGGCGGGCGGCGCGGCCCCCAGCCCCCCCGCCGCCGCCAGCCCCGGCUCCCCCGGGCAGCCCCGGGCCUCGCCCCCCGCGGCCGAGGCGCUGCCCGUGAAGCCGGAGCCGCGGGGCGGCAGCGGGACCCCCCCGCCGCCGCCGCUGCCGCCGCCGGGCGAGGAGCCGCUGCCCGCGGCCGGGGGCCGCCGGCGGAAGCGGCCGGUGCAGCGGGGCAAGCCGCCCUACUCCUACAUCGCCCUCAUCGCCAUGGCCAUCGCCAACGCCGCCGAGAGGAAGCUCACGCUGGGCGGCAUCUACAAGUUCAUCACCGAGCGCUUCCCCUUCUACCGCGAGAACCCCAAGAAGUGGCAGAACAGCAUCCGCCACAACCUCACCCUCAACGACUGCUUCGUCAAGAUCCCCCGGGAGCCCGGCCACCCGGGCAAGGGCAACUACUGGACGCUGGAUCCGGCCGCCGAGGACAUGUUCGACAACGGGAGCUUCCUGCGCCGCCGCAAGCGCUUCAAGCGCACCGACAUCACCACCUACCCCGGCUACAUGCAGAACUCCAGCGCCUUCACCCCGCCGCCCGCCGGCCGCCCCGUGGCGCCCGCCGCCCCCUACCCCAACGCGCUCUGCUCGCCCGCCUACAGCCCCCAGCUCUCCGGCGCCGUCUUCCACCCGUACGCGGCCGGAGCGCCGCCGUCGGCCCCCUCGCAGCACCCCAGGAUGUUCAGCAUCGACAGCCUCAUCAGCGGGCAGCAGGCGCUGCAGCCCUCGCCGCCCUCCGAGCUGGGCCCCCCGUCGCUGGGUCUGGCCGGGGCCGAGCUGCCGCCCGCCUGCUCCGUGGGCAGCACCGAGCCGCCGUGUUUCCAAGCGCAGCCCGUCAGCCCCGGCUUGCUGGGCAGGGCCGGCCCCAACGCGCUGGCUUACCCCUACGCCGCCUCGCCGCCCCACCUGCCCGUGCCGCAGGGCGGCUACUCGCCCAGCAGCCCGCAGCUCUACGGGGCUCCCAACAGACUGGCGCUGCCGGCCAUGCGGCCCGCGGGCUGCGCCGAGCACGGCGACCAGCUCCUGGGGCUCUCCACCUCGCCCCUCGGCCAGUUCGGCUCCAGCAACGCCUACGUGCGGCAGCCCAACUUCCCCGCCGGGCUGGAGCGGUACAUGUGA
Messenger RNA from Rhea pennata, 1197 nucleotides. It is a transcript of the gene FOXE3, whose product is annotated as forkhead box E3. Lineage: Eukaryota; Metazoa; Chordata; Aves; Rheiformes; Rheidae. The coding region runs from base 1 to 1197 and encodes 398 amino acids. The record is from RefSeq and is a predicted model, not a curated record. Gene Ontology annotation, biological process: regulation of transcription by RNA polymerase II; anatomical structure morphogenesis; cell differentiation. Gene Ontology annotation, molecular function: RNA polymerase II cis-regulatory region sequence-specific DNA binding; DNA-binding transcription factor activity, RNA polymerase II-specific. The transcript has a single exon.